GCUUCGCCGUCUUCUCCAAGGGUUUCAGCCACCACCACACAGAGAAAGAGAAACAGCGAAAAUGCCGGCGGGUCACGGAGUGAGGGCGAGAACCAGGGAUCUGUUCGCGAGAGGGUUCAGGAAGAAGGGUGUUAUCCCACUCUCUACCUACCUCAGGACCUUCAAAGUCGGAGAUUACGUGGAUGUGAAGGUUAAUGGAGCUAUCCACAAAGGUAUGCCUCACAAGUUCUACCAUGGUCGUACUGGUCGCGUCUGGAACGUUACUAAGCGAGCCGUUGGUGUCGAAGUCAACAAGCAGAUUGGUAACAGAAUCAUAAGGAAGAGGUUGCAUGUGCGUGUGGAGCACGUGCAGCAGUCAAGGUGUGCUGAGGAGUUUAAACUAAGGAAGAAGAAUAACGAUGUGCUCAAGGCUGCAGCCAAAGCCAGAGGGGAGACAAUCAGCACCAAGAGACAGCCUAAAGGUCCCAAGCCUGGUUUCAUGGUCGAGGGUAUGACAUUGGAGACGGUCACUCCUAUCCCUUACGAUGUUGUCAACGAUCUCAAGGGUGGCUACUAAAUUUUCCAUUUUUGCUCUUUAUCUGCUCAAGAGUUUUUUGCAGUUUAUCUUUUGAACCAAGACUGAUUUUUAUAUGGUAUGGAGAUGUAGUUCAGAUGGUUAUUAAGUGAUCAUUUUGCAUAAUCA
Brassica oleracea var. oleracea is the source of this 682-nucleotide messenger RNA. Its product is annotated as 60S ribosomal protein L21-2. Gene Ontology annotation, biological process: translation. Gene Ontology annotation, cellular component: cytosolic large ribosomal subunit; ribosome. The transcript has 2 exons. Gene Ontology annotation, molecular function: structural constituent of ribosome. The record is from RefSeq and is a predicted model, not a curated record. Bases 62 to 556 code for a protein of 164 amino acids. NCBI's taxonomy places the organism in Eukaryota, Viridiplantae, Streptophyta, Magnoliopsida, Brassicales, Brassicaceae.